Durio zibethinus is the source of this 2532-nucleotide messenger RNA. Its product is annotated as mitochondrial arginine transporter BAC2-like. The record is from RefSeq and is a predicted model, not a curated record. Gene Ontology annotation, biological process: transmembrane transport. Gene Ontology annotation, molecular function: transmembrane transporter activity. Lineage: Eukaryota; Viridiplantae; Streptophyta; Magnoliopsida; Malvales; Malvaceae.
AAUAGUCUAUCCAUUAUCAACUAGAUUGUUUUCUAGUAGUACAAUAAUAACAUGUAUAUUAGUGAAGAAUUAUACAAAUAAAUCAAAAUCAGCAAUCAUUGGAACAUUAGCCAUGGGCAUAAGUUGGGUUGUGUCACUCCACCUUUGAGACCAAUUUUGAUUGGGAUAAUAAUAGAAAAAGGACUGGAAGAACGUUGAUCACUAACCCAAAAGCACCGAGGGCCGAAGGGCCAAGGGGACAGGAGGAGUUAACGUGUAGAAACCAUGUUUGGCCACGUGGGAUACUGCUAAAAAGGACUGGAAAGAGGAUGUUGGCCAUUCCUCCUCCUGGACGCUCCCAACAAAAGAGGAACCGUUGGCAUUAGUUGGGAUCCUCUUAUUUUUGGAAGAGGAAACAAAGAAGGGAAACUUGGUCUCUGCAGUCUGCAGACUUCGGUUCUUCAGUCCUUUUUUUUUUUCUCUUUCAUUUUUUUUUUCUUGUUGUUGCUUUUCUUUCCUCUUUGCAAGGGAAAGAAACUAAACGAUUCCAGGAAGUGAGAUACACCAUUAGAACUGUAAGGUUAUAAUUUGUUUUCCUUGUUUACAAAGAAAAGGGACUUAGGUUUUACAGGGUCUUUGAGUGGUAGAGACAGGGAGACAGAAAAAGACGUUUUUUUUUUUCAUUUGCAAGAAAUCAGAUAAAAGGUUGAAGGGACAGAUAGAGGCAGAGUGAAGAGUUUUUAAGAUGUUUUAAAGCAUUUUGGUAAGGAAGAAAGGGUAAAAAUCCGUUUCUAGUUUGAGCAGGGAAGGAGGAAGAAGAUUCAAAGCCGUGCAAGAAAAAAAGACUAAACGUGUCCUGUUGAUGCUGCUUGCCUUUUUUUGUGUAUAAAAGUAGGAAACGGAAAAGGAAAAGAGUUGGGGUUCUGGUUAUAAACAAGAAACCUUAAUAUUUCUGUUGUUCUGGAUAAUGAGAUUUGAAGCAUAAUGGAUUUCUGGCCAGAGUUUCUUGCAAGUAGCUGGGGAAGAGAAUUUGUGGCUGGUGGUUUUGGUGGCAUUGCUGGUAUCAUCUCUGGCUAUCCACUUGACACCCUCAGAAUCCGGCAACAAAGCACAAAUUCAGGGUCUUCCCUUAGCAUCCUACGCCGGGUUGUUGCCACGGAAGGACCUGCUGCACUCUAUAGAGGCAUGGGUGCACCAUUAGCAUCAGUUACCUUUCAGAAUGCUAUGGUUUUCCAGAUAUACGCCAUUCUUUCACGAGCAUUUGACUCAUCUGUUUCUGCCACCGACCCCCCUUCCUACAAAGGUGUUGCUCUGGGAGGAGUUGGAACUGGCGCCCUACAGAGCGUGAUGCUCUCUCCAGUAGAACUAGUAAAAAUCCGGUUGCAAUUGCAGAGUACAAGUUACGCAACUAUCCAAUCAGCAAGUGCUCACACAGGGCCAAUUAGUGUUGCUAAAGGCAUACUGAAAACAGAAGGUUUAAGAGGACUAUACCGGGGUUUUGCUAUCACUGCCCUUAGAGAUGCACCUGCUCAUGGAUUCUACUUUUGGACGUAUGAGUAUACGCGAGAACAGCUUCACCCAGGAUGCAGAAAGAGUGGCCAAGAAAGCCUGAGAACAAUGCUGAUAGCAGGAGGUUUAGCAGGGGUUGCUAGCUGGGUUUGCUGCUAUCCCCUAGAUGUUAUAAAGACACGACUGCAGGCUCAGUCACCGACGUCCCCACAAAAGUACAAUGGCAUCAUUGAUUGCCUCCACAAAAGUGUAAAACAGGAGGGAUAUCGGGUGCUAUGGAGAGGGCUAGCAACUGCUGUUGCUAGAGCUUUUGUAGUCAAUGGGGCUAUAUUUUCUGCUUACGAGAUUGCAUUGAGGUGUUUAUUCAACAAUGGAAACAUUCAGACAGAGAACACAAUCUAGAAUAAACUGAGCUUAAGAGUUGAAAGGCUCAAUGAUAUAGACCAUAUGAUGAUAAUUCAAUAAAAAUUUAUUUAUAGCUUCUAAGAGCAGGCCAAGAAUCAUGUAUGAUAUGCCAUGAUGUUGAAAGACCAUUAGAUUAUAUAAAUGUUUCUAGAAAGGGAAAAAAUUGAAAAAAAAAAAAAUCAUUGUAAUCUAUUUACCCUUUCAGCAGCUGAGAAGACUUCACAUUGCAACUUCAACGUCUAGAAUCUGAUCAAGCUUAAGAAAUUGUACCACGAGGAAUAGAUUACCUCUAUGCAAGAAGUCACAAGAUUAAUUGACCAAUUUAUUCUACAUUAUUUCUUCAGGACUAUACAAUCAGAAACAAUGGAGAAAUAGAUUGUAUGUCCAGCAACAAACAGCCAGAACCCUUAUCUAAUGCAUUAUAAAAUGAACACAUUCAUUCGCUUCCAUCCUUUGCUUCCAAAUCAUCUAGUGUGUUUAAUAAGCUAGGGAAACUAGGAACAAGGAACGAAGGUAAACUUUUUUGUGAAUUCCACAAGUUUCAGAAACGGUAAAAACAGGGCAACCAACAAGUAAAGCAUAAAUUAUAGAGAGACUAAGUGGACCCUUUUAAAUAAGCUUGGAGCAUUGUAUUGCUUG